Messenger RNA from Phalaenopsis equestris, 1142 nucleotides. RefSeq names its product epithelial splicing regulatory protein 2. The coding region runs from base 112 to 885 and encodes 257 amino acids. The transcript has 2 exons. The record is from RefSeq and is a predicted model, not a curated record. Lineage: Eukaryota; Viridiplantae; Streptophyta; Magnoliopsida; Asparagales; Orchidaceae. Gene Ontology annotation, molecular function: RNA binding. Gene Ontology annotation, cellular component: ribonucleoprotein complex.
CCACUGUUCAAAAAAUUUGGCCUAAACUAACACAUACUGAACGGCAUUUCUGUGCAGCUCUGCAAUUUCCUCUCUGGGAGCGCUGCUUAGGGUUCGUCAAGUCCGGCAUAGAUGUUCUCGAAGAGGAAAUAUGUCGAUGGUGGUGAUGGACAUGAAAUGGGGCUGAAGCGGCCACACCUUUUUGAUUCAGGUUCAUCUUAUUUUGGGGUCCCAUCCAGUUCAGGUCUGAUGUACAAUGCGUCUUAUGCGUAUAGUGGCGAACCUCCACCAUUUCCGGUUGUUCGAUUGCGCGGCCUUCCUUUUGAUUGUACAGAGGCUGAUAUUAUUGAUUUUCUCCAUGGUCUGGAUCUAUUGGACAUUCUUUUUAUUCAUAAAAGUGGCCGAUUUACUGGAGAAGCUUAUUGUGUCCUGGCAUAUCCCCUUCAAGUAGAUUUUGCCAUUCAGAGGGAUAGGCGAAACAUGGGUAGAAGGUACGUAGAGGUUUUCAGAAGCUCAAGGCAAGAAUACUAUAGUGCUAUAGCAAAUGAACUUUCAGAUAUGAGGGGUGGUUCUCCACGUCGCGUUGCUCCUAGGGUAAAAUCAAAUGAUGAAGGAAAGGAUCUAAUUGAGCACACUGGAAUAUUGAGAAUGAGGGGUUUGCCAUAUUCUGCUGGGAAGGAGGACAUCAUGGACUUCUUUAAGGACUAUGAACUAUCAGAAGAACGUAUUUAUAUAGUGCUUAAUGCAGAAAGUAGGCCAAGCGGGGAAGCUUACGUAGAAUUUGCAAAUGCAGUUGCCUCACGUUCUGCAAUGGCAAAGGAUAGAAUGACUCUGGGGAGGCGUUAUAUUGAGUUAUUUCCUUCAACAACAAAGGAGAUGGAUGAUGCUCUUUCUAAAGGUCGCUGAGUUUUGGUAUUAUACAUACAGGAUUUACUUAGAUUUGUGAUCAGUAGAUGUUUAGCGUUCGAGUUCCCUUUUUAUUUAGCUUACCUAGUUUGGAAAGUGAUGCAAGUUGCUCCGAGUGAAAAACUGUUUUAGUACUAGUUUCCAUGAGUGCAUGACAUUCAGAGGCAACGCUUAUUUAUGAUGUAUUGUUUCCUUUGGAAUGCUAAAGCUUAAUGCUGUAUCAUGUUUCUUAUCUUUAGCGCAUGCCAUUCACAUUA